Molecule: messenger RNA, 777 nt
Organism: Penicillium cosmopolitanum
Lineage: Eukaryota; Fungi; Ascomycota; Eurotiomycetes; Eurotiales; Aspergillaceae
Exons: 1
Coding region: 1-777 (258 amino acids)
Source: RefSeq, a predicted model, not a curated record
AUGUCCUCCACCAGCGGCGGCAUCAUUGUCAUUGUUUUCAUAUCGAUCGCGCUUUAUAACGCACUCGAACUACUUAUCCUUAUCCUCUUACGCUUUAACCAUUACCAAAGCCUCUACUUCUGGUCUCUGCUACUCUCCAACAUACUUGGAGUGAUACCAACUAGCGUCGGAACUUCACUUGAGUUCUUUGCACUCGCACCUCUCUGGCUGUCUUUGACGAUCUCGAACAUUGGUUUUUGCUUUAUGGUCCCCGGUCAAUCAGUCGUGCUGUAUUCCCGUCUACAUCUUGUGUCGCAGAACUAUAAAGCUCUCCUUUUGCUACGAUACCUGAUUUUACUCGAUACAGCCCUGCUGAUCAUCCCAUCUAUUACUCUAAACUUCGGAUCAGAAUAUAUUCUCACACCACCUUGGAAAAUGGGAUAUAGUACGAUGGAGCGGAUACAGGUCACCUGGUUCUCAGCACAAGAGACACUCAUCUCGGGAAUUUAUAUUGUAGAGACGGUCAAAAUGAUCCGGCUCAGUCCCGAGGGAGACAAGCGACGCAUCAAAAUACUUUAUGAGCUCCUUGCGCUGAAUCUCGUUGCGAUUGCGAUGGAUAUUUCACUUAUUGUGCUCGAGUAUAUGGGCUUUUACUUUUUGCAGAUUAUUCUCAAGGGAACUGUAUAUAGCGUUAAGCUGAAGAUGGAGUUUGCCGUGCUCGGAUUGCUGGUUUCCAUUGUUUCGGUUCCCUUGCCUACUACUGGGUUGGAGAUGCAGAGAUCAGAUAAUUGCUUUUAG